AUGCCGCGGAACUACCGUCUGCCGAUGUACAACCGGCAGAGCCCGGCGAUCCGGUGCCUCAACUUCCUGUGCGCGGUGCUGCUCACGCUCGUCCUCGUCGCCGGCGUCAUCCUCUUCGUGCUCUGGCUCAGCCUCCGCCCGCACCGCCCCAAGUUCUCCCUCGUCGACUUCUCCAUCCCCAACCUCAACCGCCAGUCGGGCGCCGUCAACCUUCCGGUGAAGUUCACCGUCAACGAGCACAACCCCAACCAGAAGAUCGGCAUCCACUUCGACAAGGUCGACGGCUCUGUCUACUACGGCGACGAGCUCAUCGCGUCGGGCCCCGCCGUGAGCCCGUUCUACCAGCAGCCCAAGAGCGACACGCCGUUGCAGGGGGAGCUCUCCGCGUCCGGGCCGACGCCCACAGACCCGGCGUGGCCGCGGUUCGCCGCAGAGGUCGGGGCCGGGAGCGUCGGCCUGCGCCUGGUGCUAACCUCAACGGUUCAGUUCCAGGUGAAGCUGUGGGACACGAGGGAGCACCACAUGAAGGUGGACUGCGAGUUCAGGGUCGGCGGGGACGGCAGUCUCCUGCAGGAGUACAAGAAUACGCCCUGCAAGCUCUACUUCUAGUGGACCAUUCAAGCAUCCUCUCCUAUUUUCCCCCUCCCAUUUAUUUCUCUUGGUUCUUGGAUGAAUUGCUUUUAGUCUAUU
Lolium rigidum is the source of this 690-nucleotide messenger RNA. Its product is annotated as NDR1/HIN1-like protein 26. Gene Ontology annotation, biological process: defense response to other organism. Bases 1 to 609 code for a protein of 202 amino acids. The record is from RefSeq and is a predicted model, not a curated record. NCBI's taxonomy places the organism in Eukaryota, Viridiplantae, Streptophyta, Magnoliopsida, Poales, Poaceae. The transcript has a single exon.